Mercenaria mercenaria is the source of this 510-nucleotide messenger RNA. RefSeq names its product histone-lysine N-methyltransferase SMYD3-like. Gene Ontology annotation, cellular component: nucleus. The transcript is spliced from 3 exons. The record is from RefSeq and is a predicted model, not a curated record. The coding region runs from base 23 to 505 and encodes 160 amino acids. NCBI's taxonomy places the organism in Eukaryota, Metazoa, Mollusca, Bivalvia, Venerida, Veneridae.
AUUUUACUGGUCAAAAAUUAUUAUGUCACCUACGAUAAUUGCGCGGAAAAAGCAGGACGAAAGCGCAUUAUAUUUAAGGACAAUAAAGAUGAAAAGUGGUGAUUCUGUACUCGAAGAAGAACCAUAUUGCCAUGUAUUGUUGCAGAAACACAGAGGGGCACUUUGUGAUAGGUGCUUUACAAGGGUUGAUACAUUAAAAAAAUGCACUGGUUGUGGUGUGUUAUGGUAUUGUGAUAAGUCCUGCCAGAAAAGAGAUUGGACUGUACAUAAACUUGAAUGUAAAUGCUUGAAGCAAGUUUUACCCAAAAUUCCAAUGGACUCUGUGAGAAUGAUGCUACGACUUAUUAUCACGAAAAGUAGGAAUCUGCCAAUGAACUCACCUUGGUCCAGGAACUUUGAUGACUUAAUGACGCGUAUGUAUUUCAGUCCGGCCUUUUUAGCUCACCUGAGCCAAAGGCUCAUUGUGAGCUUUUGUGACCGCUCAAUGUCCAUCAAGAACUUCUAAAAAAA